CUAGCCAAGCCAAGCCAGCCAAGCAGCCAAGUUCGCCUUCGCAGCUGGUUGAUUGAUCGCGACCGCCGUUGGCGUAAUCGCCACCAGUGAUUCAUCGGUGUUCUUGAACGAAUAUUUAUCGCUUAAAUGAAUCAACCAACAUAAGCAUCACAAGGCGCAGCAAAGCCUUAAUCGAGCUUCGGCGAUCGACCCAUGUUUCAAUGGAGCGUGAGCGUCAUAGGAUAUGCAUGGUGUCGGACUUCUUCUACCCCAACACGGGAGGGGUGGAGAGCCACAUCUACCAGCUGGCCCAGUGCCUGUUGGCUCGGGGACACAAGGUCUGCAUCAUCACUCACGCCUACGGCGACAGAAAGGGAGUUCGCUACAUGACGUCCGGCCUCAAGGUGUAUUACGUUCCCCUGCUCGUGAUCUACAACCAGUGCACCUUGCCAACUGUCUUUGUGUCAUUUCCACUGAUACGGAACAUCCUGAUCAGGGAGCGCAUCACCGUGGUGCACGGACACUCUGCGUUCUCGGCCCUGGCUCUGGAGUCCAUUCUGCACGCCGCCACCCUCGGCCUACGGGCCGUCUUCACGGACCACUCCCUGUUCGGCUUUGCUGAUGCCAGCGCCAUUAUCACCAACAAGCUUCUCUGCAUCUCUCUCGCCUACGCAAAUCACGUCAUCUGCGUUUCUCACACCGGGAAGGAGAACACGGUGCUGAGGGCCAGCGUUCCUCCGGCCAGGGUGUCGGUCAUUCCAAACGCCGUCGAGACGGCCGUGUUCUACCCCGACCUCGCCAAGAGGCCGUCCAACCAGAUCACCAUUGUAGUUGUGAGUCGGCUCGUCUACCGAAAGGGGGUGGACCUGAUGGCGGGGGUCAUCCCCGUGAUUUGCAGCAGGCACCCCAAUGUACAGUUCAUCAUAGCGGGAGACGGCCCCAAGCGGCUCGUCAUUGAAGAAGUUCGGGAGAGGCAUCGACUUCAGGAGAGGAUCCUCAUGCUCGGUGCUGUCGACCACGUGAGCGUGAGAGAUGUAAUGGUGCUGGGGGACAUCUUCCUCAAUGCCUCUCUGACGGAAGCAUUCUGCAUGGCCAUUGUGGAGGCCUGUGCUUGCGGCCUGCAGGUUGUGAGCACAAGGGUUGGAGGCGUUCCCGAAGUCCUCCCGCCAGACCUUAUCUGGUUGUGUGAUCCCAGUGUUGGAGGACUGCUGGAAGGCCUGGAGAACGCCAUUGAGAACCACCGGCAAGGAAAAGUGGUUCCGGCCGCCGAAGCGCACGCCCGUGUCGCCAAAAUGUACCAGUGGGAGAACGUGGCUCUCCGCACGGAGCGCGUGUACGACGCGAUCUGCCACGAGCCCCCAUUGGAGCUUCAUCGCAGGCUCGACAGGGCGGUUCACUGCGGCUUCCUGUUCGGAAGGUUCGUCAUGGUUAUCAUGCUGAUUCUUCAUGCCAUGAAUUAUGUGCUGUCCUACCUCAAGCCUAACUCACUGAUAGACGAGGCUGUGGAUUUCCCGGCACCACUCCCCAAGGAAGAAUUGAUGACCAACGUCAACAAAAAGAAAAUUCACGAGGUUGGGGCAUCCUGACUGGCCCAAAACUUUAAGCAAUGUUUUUUUAAUUUUUUUUUUUUAGAAGUAUCAAAUGUGUAGUGGGAGCAGGAACAGGUAUAAAAAGAGAAACAUACGGGUCAGACAUUUGUUUAAUUUAAAGCAGCAAUGCAGCAAUUUUAACUAAAAAAUUAUUUGCUGUUCUUGAUUUUUACACUGUUCAUCAUAUCAAAAGGAGUGUAGAAACUGCCUGAUUCUUUCGAAAUAUCACAAUUUUGAGCAAACCAAAGAAUGAGAAUAUUUUGAGAUUUGCAGCCGCGUGUGAGGACCACAGAAACUAAGGCACGACGCCAACCUGGGUGUGUCGUGAGAAGUUGGCUGGAUGUGGCCAUUUUGUGCUCAAUCUAAGGCUAUCUUUGAUAAAUAAUUGUGGACAAAAUUGUACUAUAUUCAGUUUUAGUGGUGCUAUCUGCCCGAGGUGAAGGAAGUCAUUCCUCUCCCUAGUCUCACCCCGUCGCGCUUGUACGUCAGUCCAACUGCCUUACAACGGGGCAAGUGCUUGGCCCCUUCCCACAUUGCUCAGAUCAACCUUCAAGGUCACCAUGUGAGUGGGAGGCACUCUGAAACAGGCUGGCAAAAUUGGUUUUCUCAGUUCUUUACUCCAGACGUGACAGGGAACAACUCCUGCAGUUAUUUCAUUCAAGUCCAUAAAUUGUUGCACGUCCCCUUUAAAGAAGUCUCAAGAGACCUUUUGGCAAAUUACUUUAGCAUCAAAGAGGAUACCGGGAACGUGGGUACACGAGCUGCGCGUGCUAGCAAAAAUCAAAAACAAAUGGCACUUCGCACGUGCAUUCCACAAACGUUUUAUUUUGGUUAUUUACUUCGAAUCUUUUUUUAAGGAAGGCGAGCAUGCGCAGCGAGUGUACCUACAUUCCCAGUGUUUUUUGAUGCUUGGGUAAUUUAGGGAAAGGUCCAUUACUGUACAUAUAGAUAGUGGACAUCAAGAUGACUUAGUGGAGCUUGACAUGGAACCAUUUUUUGUCGCACAUGUUUUCCAGUCUACCCCAGGACUUUAUUUUUCGUAUAUAAAAAAUUAUUUUUUUGCAUAAAGAGACAGCAUUCACAUUGAGACAAAACAUUGAUUUCUUUUAGCCUGUGCAGCUGCUGUUUCAUCUUUUUUCUAUGUUUGUGAUAGAAUCUGGCGCAAAUCUGAUGUUCGUGAGAGAAGCAUGUGCCAACAAAAAUAAAGCAUAAAUCCAUUAA
This is a messenger RNA of Ixodes scapularis (black-legged tick), 2789 nucleotides long. RefSeq names its product phosphatidylinositol N-acetylglucosaminyltransferase subunit A (gene PIG-A). The record is from RefSeq and is a predicted model, not a curated record. Gene Ontology annotation, molecular function: phosphatidylinositol N-acetylglucosaminyltransferase activity. Lineage: Eukaryota; Metazoa; Arthropoda; Arachnida; Ixodida; Ixodidae. Bases 201 to 1565 code for a protein of 454 amino acids. Gene Ontology annotation, biological process: GPI anchor biosynthetic process. Gene Ontology annotation, cellular component: glycosylphosphatidylinositol-N-acetylglucosaminyltransferase (GPI-GnT) complex. The transcript has 12 exons.